Molecule: messenger RNA, 2087 nt
Organism: Yamadazyma tenuis ATCC 10573
Lineage: Eukaryota; Fungi; Ascomycota; Pichiomycetes; Serinales; Debaryomycetaceae
Source: RefSeq, a predicted model, not a curated record
ACGCUCUCCAUCAACAUGAAUAGACUAUCUGUGUUUUAUGGGUCUGUUAGAUCUAUUAGCAUAUCAACCUCAUCACUCCCUAUAAUUUCUACAAGAAAGACCAUUACAACCAACGAAAACAUCCAAAAUGUAAGCAAAUUGACCCAAGAUCAAUCUCAAGACAACUCGCUUGAUGCCUCGAAUCUCGUUCCAAUUGACCAGUCAGUAUUAUCUGUGGACUUACCUGCUUCUGUUCCUAUCUAUAUAAGGAGGGGAGCAUUAAUAUCGAUUUAUGGGAUCUCUACUUUGUCUACGUCCUCUUUGACACAGUCCCUUUCGUCUUGGGGAUACCAACGCCUUAUGUCCACCUCCAAAAUAUCAUUACUUUUGACAUCAAAUGCCAAUAAUUGGUUUAAAAUGUCCAACGCCACCAACAAUAAGUCGAUGUCUAUCUUGAACUUAGAUGGAACUACUGAUUGGGCACUUUUAAGCUCACCCCACUUUUACAUUGGUGAUUCUUUGAUUAUGAAAAACUUCAUACUUCCCUAUAAAAUUUCCAAAAGAUUUUCAAGAGAACUAAAAUUACCUACCAGUACCAGGACAGGGUUAUUUGGUUGGUACAAAUGGUACUUCCAGCUUGUUUCUGGUCGGGGCCAAAUUGGCGUAGUCGGGAAAGGCUCAAUCUAUAAUAUCAACCUUGUUGAAAAUGAAGAAGUCUUGGUCAACAAGGACAACUUAUUAGCAAUUACUGUAAAUGGCCCUUAUGACUUACAAAAUUGUGUCAUUAAGUAUGAAACUCCUACUUCAGAACAGACACAACCAGUGGAACCCACUUCAAAUACUACUUUCAACGACUACUUCCUACGAGUAUUGAAGUUCUUUGGCUUGUUCAAGGCUAAAUCUACAAAUUACUUGAUAGGAAAUCAAAAUUUUGUCAAAGUAAUUGGACCAAGAAACAUAUUAAUUCAAUCCGACAUUAACUACAAAGUACCUGAAUUUCCUACCGAUGACUUUGAUAAGUCUUUAAAACAAUUCAAUAAAAAAGCCAGUGACUACUUGAAUUGGGUCAAAGUUGGAUCUCAAAAUCUGUCUAUAAAAAGUACAAAAGACUUCCAAAGCUAGACACGAGUUAUACUCAUAGUAUAAUAUAAUAUACAUUCACGCUCUGACGCGGUAGGCUCAGGAUACACUAGUAAUACUAGCUAAUUUAUACAGGGUAAUGGUGAUUAUGGGGUUUACGCGUACCAUCGGCCAGUUCACUAUACCGCAAUAAACUGGUAGAAUUCAAAGUAUCAGAAUAAACAUUUCUGUUUGGGUUAGAAUUUUUGAUGAUAGGAGGCAACUUCACUUGGUGAUCCUGCUGGUGAUUCCUAUUGGUAAUCAAGUAUUCCUCUAAGGAAGGUAAUUUGAUAUCACUUUGAGGUUGGGUUGGUCCUGAACCAACCUUGGAAACACCUCCCAUAGUCAACUUUGGCCCAUUAUCCACAUGUUGAAGCUGUGAAACAUCUGGGUAUUGAUAGUAGGGUUGGUCACUAGAUGGGUAUUGUACAGGUUGGUUUUUAUGGCCAAAGAUCCGGUCACUUUGGUCUUGGGCAAAUUUGCUGAUACUAUUGAAAGGAUCAUUAUGCCUAUUGAGGGUAUAUCCACUUUUGUUUACUUUAAAGUUAUCACUUCCGUUGUCCACACUGGUUACCCCGGUGUUUUGACCGAGGUAAGUAUUUUUUCUAUCACUGAACACACCCGAAGACCGUGAUCCACUACCUCCACUGUAAGAUUCUUUAGGUCCUUUAAACAACAAACCCUUUUUUACGGGGUUUUCAAGAGUUAAGGUAGGACCAUUUCUCGAACUUCGCUUCGCAUACUUCGAUUCAAAAUCCUUCGAAUUUGCCUUGUAUGAACCAGGAUUGGCCUUAAUAGAGCUGACAUCGGACUUUGAGACAUUGUCGAAAGAGGUACUUGCAAACUCAUCAUCUCCCAUGUAUUCAUCAUCAGCCGAAUUGGAGUUCUUCAGUAAAUUGGUUCCCGAUUUUUCAAUUUGGUCAUCAGAAGACGAAACAGCCAUGGUUCCCGAAUCCGGAGAGUCAGCUGAAUCAUACUCGAUACCCGAA